Coccinella septempunctata (seven-spotted ladybird) is the source of this 817-nucleotide messenger RNA. RefSeq names its product essential MCU regulator, mitochondrial (gene EMRE). Gene Ontology annotation, biological process: mitochondrial calcium ion homeostasis; calcium import into the mitochondrion. Lineage: Eukaryota; Metazoa; Arthropoda; Insecta; Coleoptera; Coccinellidae. Gene Ontology annotation, cellular component: mitochondrial inner membrane; uniplex complex. The record is from RefSeq and is a predicted model, not a curated record. Bases 250 to 510 code for a protein of 86 amino acids. The transcript is spliced from 2 exons.
CCUUCUUGUAAAUGUAUGAAAAUUGAUAUUUUCCUUUCACGAAGUGAAUUGGAUUCCAAAAAAGUAUUGCACAAAGGUCAAUCAAAUGUUAAUCGAUAUUGUCAACCCAUCCCUACUAUAAGUUGUGGUUAGAAUUCAGGAAAAUAAAAACUUGGUGUUAUUUCGUAGGAAAAAAGGAAUAUCAGUUAAUUAUGCAAUAACCAGACCAUUCAAAAACGAACAAUAGGUAUUACAACUGGCAUAAUUAAAAUGCUAUUCCCAAGAUUUAAGAGAAUUGGAAAAACAUUACUUCUACUCUCGAAUGAACCUUCUAAUUCAAUCAGAACCAUAAAAACUAAGCAUGGAAUUAUUCAUCCAGAACCUAAAAAAGUAUCCUUUGGCAUAAUCAGGGUCCUUUUGACGAUAGCCUCUGGUCUAUUCGUCGGUGCUAUGAUAAGUAAAAAUAUUGCUAAUUUUCUAGAAGAGAACGACUUGUUUGUCCCUUCAGAUGACGACGACGAUGAUGAUUAGCGAGCAGAUACUAUGAGUAUCUGGAUCAGUCAAAUUUUUAUUCAAAACGCUUCUUCAUAGCCAUUGCAGGUGCUCAUUUUUCAGCUUGUUUUAUCCAUAAACAAACAGUUCAUUAUUUCAUUUAAAUCUAGUCUCAACCAGGAACGGAAAAUAAAUUUUCAUUCCAUAUGGUAUCCCCAGUAUAUGCUGCAUUUUUAGUUUGAAAUGUGUAUUUUUUGUACAAACUGAAUACAAUCGCUUUGUUGAAUAUUUUAUUGAAUGUUACUAUAAAAAUUAUAAACAAUAAAUAAUUUGUGUCAUAAAUAAA